CACCAUCUGCUCACGUGACAAUGUGUUGCUGUACCCAGCGCUGCCGUCAGCCAUCUUGGUCAACACCCACCCAGUGCAUUCACUGCGGUGCGCAGGCAGUCCAAUCACAGAGAACCGGUGCUAAGCUGACCGGAGGAGGGCUGUGAUUUUUCAGCACGGUGCUCUCUGUUGCAUUUUAAAUCCCCAGUCGGCACAAAAGGCGAUAACAAGAGGCUGAAGAGGAGGAGGCGGUGGAGGAGUAGAAGGCACAGACAGCAGCCUGUUUCACUCAGUUGUAGCAAGGAGGAGAGGAGGAUGCAUGCAUAAAGAGGAGGAGCACCCUUUCUAACACCUGCUGAAGGCUGCUGUGGGCCUUUCCCGUCUUGUCCUUUUUGUUUCUUCCUCUGAAUCUCUUUUCAUCUUUCAUCCUCUUGUUUUUCUGGCCUUCUCUGGCUGUUGGAACGCAAAGCUCCUGCAUCUUUUGUACCUCCCCCCUCCCUUUUCCCCUUCGGUGGUGUUGGUUUUGCCUCGCACAAGCUGAGUCAUCAUGUCUGAUCUGACGCCUCAGAGCGAAACCCCGACUCCCACCACAGACAAGAUCACCCAGGCUGCCAGGGAGACCAUUUAUCUGUGCAACUUUCGCGUCUCUGUCGAUGGCGAGUGGCUGUGCCUCCGCGAGCUCAACGACAUCUCGCUCACGCCAGACCCCGAGCCGGUCCAUGAAGAUCCCAAGGAUCCCAUCGCAAUCGAGAGGCUUAACUUGAUGAACAUGGCCAAACUGAGCAUCAAGGGCCUGAUCGAGUCUGCGCUCAACCUGGGACGCACGCUUGACUCUGACUAUGCACCGCUGCAGCAGUUCUUUGUCGUGAUGGAGCACUGUCUGAAACACGGGCUGAAAACUAAGAAGACCUUCCUGGGGCAGAACAAGUCCUUCUGGGGACCAUUGGAGUUGGUUGAGAAGCUGACGCCUGAGGCAGGAGAGAUCACUGCCAGCGUAAAAGACCUGCCCGGGCUCAAAACUCCUCUAGGAAGAGGACGCGCCUGGUUACGACUGGCCUUAAUGCAGAAGAAGCUCUCAGACUAUAUGAAGACCAUCAUCAACAGAAAGGACCUGCUCAGUGAAUUUUACGAGCCAAACGCGUUGAUGAUGGAGGAGGAAGGCGCCGUCAUCGCCGGGCUUCUGGUUGGAUUAAAUGUCAUCGAUGCCAAUCUGUGUAUGAAGGGAGAGGACUUGGACUCGCAGGUUGGGGUGAUCGAUUUCUCCAUGUACCUAAAAGACGGUGGACACAGCAGCAAGAGCGUGGAGGGGGACGGUCAGAUCACAGCGAUUCUCGAUCAGAAGAACUACGUGGAGGAGCUGAACAGACAUUUAAGCGCGUCGGUAAAUAACCUGCAGGCCAAAGUGGACGCUCUGGAAAAGUCCAACACGAAGCUGACAGAAGAGCUCGCAGUGGCGAAUAACAGGAUCAUCACUUUACAAGAAGACGUGGAGAGAGUAAAGGAGGAGAGCUCGUAUCAGCUGGAGUCCAGAAAGGCAUUAAGAAGUGAUUCAGCAGCAGACGGACAAGCGCUGGGGGAAACACGCAAGCAGCUCAAAGAGGAAACUUUGCUUCGACUGGAUGUGGAGAAGGAGCUGGAGGUGCAGAUCGGGAUGAAGCAGGAGAUGGAGCUGUCCAUGAAGAUGCUGGAGAAAGACGUCUGUGAGAAGCAGGACGCUCUGGUGGAGCUCAGACAGCAGCUGGAAGACCUUCGUGCCAUCAACCAACAGCUAAUGCACAAGUCACAGAGUGCCGAUGCCAGCUCGAAACAGAAGAGUGAGAUCAUCGUUCGCAUGGAGGAGAAAAUGAACCAGAUGUCAGGGACCAUAAAACAGCUGGAGACCAGAUGCAAGCAGGCGGAGAAGGAGAGGGACCUGGCUUUAGAGGCGAACCGGCUCUUCAAGCAGGACUUUGGAGACAAAAUCGAGAGUCUGCAGGUGGAGGUGGAGCAGCUGAGGAAGCAAAGGUCUAAUCUGGAGCGUGAGCUGAGAAAAGGUCGCGAUCGAAAGAGCGAGCAUCACCUCAGUGCCUCCUCGGUACCUCAGUCCAGCACUCCGCGGACCAACAGGAGACAACCAGAGGAUGUACCAACACAACUCCCAGAAUCCCCGUCAGUGAAGGAGAAAGACCAGUUCCAGAGUGGCCCGGAGGACAAUACCAGCCUGUCCCUGUCCCACCACGAGGAUGAGCAGGAGUCGUUCUUGGAGAUCAGCGAGCCUUCCAUGUGUACGAUGUGUGAGCAGGCCGACUCCCUCCUCAAGACAAAGAAACAGUGUAAGAACUGCAGCGGCGUUUUCUGUGAGAGCUGCGUGUCCAAAGAGCUGCCUUUACCUUCCUCCAUUCUCCCAGAGACGGUCUGCAUCGCCUGCUACUCGCUGUUACUCCAACAAUACGCUUCAUCACCAACAUGAACCCACAAUCAUCACACACAGCAGAGACGCGCGAGUGUAACAAUGGCACCUAAAAACCAAAAAAUCCCAACUUCCUGAGACAUCCUAGGAAUCACUGUGUACGUGUGUGUGUGUGUACGUGUGUGUGUGUGUACGUGUGUACGCGCGCGUUUCCUUAAAAUAAAAACAGCUGACGCCAUUUAUCUUCCUUUUCUGGUUCGUGUUGGUGAUUUAGGCUUCUGUCGGCACUUUUAAGCUAAACUUGCUCUCCCUCACAUGGCUGGAUUUAAACAAAUAAAUAAAAAUCAUCUCAUUUAUGGACACUAAGUGAUGAAAAGUUUAACUGACAUUUUUAUCCCCAGUGUUAACAGAUAAAAAAGGAAAAACUGGAAUUCAAGGUGUUUCGAUUCAGAGAUCAGGAUACGGAGUUACUCGUACCUUUAUGCACUUUUGUGAUUAAACUGGCGUCACAUUCAGGGAAAAUCCUGACAAACUCGGUCAACAAAAUGACCAAAUGCUGUCAUGUGUGUCAUUACUUCCUUAAAGACUGUUUUAAAUAAAAUAAAAAAAUUCAUGCAAUAUAUAUAAAAAAAAUUUUUU
This is a messenger RNA of Haplochromis burtoni (Burton's mouthbrooder), 3007 nucleotides long. It is a transcript of the gene rufy3, whose product is annotated as RUN and FYVE domain containing 3. The transcript has 18 exons. Bases 527 to 2428 code for a protein of 633 amino acids. Gene Ontology annotation, cellular component: cytoplasm. Gene Ontology annotation, biological process: regulation of axonogenesis. Gene Ontology annotation, molecular function: metal ion binding. The record is from RefSeq and is a predicted model, not a curated record. NCBI's taxonomy places the organism in Eukaryota, Metazoa, Chordata, Actinopteri, Cichliformes, Cichlidae.